Molecule: messenger RNA, 3558 nt
Organism: Dromaius novaehollandiae (emu)
Lineage: Eukaryota; Metazoa; Chordata; Aves; Casuariiformes; Dromaiidae
Gene: CDK3
Product: cyclin dependent kinase 3
Exons: 7
Coding region: 1806-2720 (304 amino acids)
Biological process (GO): regulation of G2/M transition of mitotic cell cycle; regulation of gene expression; protein phosphorylation
Cellular component (GO): cytoplasm; cyclin-dependent protein kinase holoenzyme complex; nucleus
Molecular function (GO): cyclin-dependent protein serine/threonine kinase activity; ATP binding; cyclin binding
Source: RefSeq, a predicted model, not a curated record
UGUCCAAAAAAAAAAAAAAAAAAAUUGCUAAUGUGAGAUGGGAAUACAAUGUAAGUGAAAGAGAUAAGGCUCAUUUUUGCUAUAGGAAUCCCUGAACCUGGAGUGAGCUGGGACUACAGUUCACAGGGGAGUUCAGUCACCUGCUGCCUUUUCUGUUUACUCACAUUUGCUGGCGAAAUGUUCAGAAAAUAGGGACUGAAGCCAAUGUGCAGAAGCAGAUCAAAAUGCAACAAAUAUUGGCAAAGUCCCAUGCUACCAGCAGGCUUGAUUCAAGAUCCUGAGAUUGCUCAGUAAUUAUUGCACUUGCUAUAAUCUUUAGUCAUAGUUUAGCCUUACUUUUUUUCUUCAUAUAGUUACUAAGCUCCAAAAGCCCUGUCUCGCAACGAUCUCAGUUCAGUCCGAGUCUGAAAGCUUCAUCUCAGGAGACAGGAUUUUAGCCUGCCUUUGCAAGAGGUGAUGCUUCUCAUGAUGUGUUUAUCCAUAGACCUCAUCUCCUGUCUGUUCUCCUGCCUUCCUCCACUGCCUUAAAUUUUAACCAAAUGGCCAGAUUUGAUCCCUUUUUCCAGAGCUGGGAAUAUCCAAGACACCAAGUUCCUACAAGCGUCAUGAAAACAAAUGGCCAGGUAGAGGAGAGCAAAUUCAGGAGAGCCUCCAGAGGGAGACGCGUCGGUGCAAACUCAGCCUUCACAAGGCGCCAGAGAACCUGCCCAGCCAGCGAGCUGCCACGUCUCGCGCUGUCCGUCGCGGGGAGGUGCAGCUCCCCAAACCCUGCAAAGACAGACCCAGGUCCCCGUGGCGCUGCUGCUCGCAGAGCCACGAUGCACGAUGUUUUGGGUUUUUUUUUUUUUUCCCUCCCCCUCUUCUUUUCGUCUUUUGCUGGCUGGCCAGUCAAUGAUUAAUCCCCCCCAAGGACACCUUCCGAAAGGUUACCAAGUGCUGGUAAGGUUCAAGGGACAAUUGCGCAAGAUGGAGAAAAAAAGACAUUUUCUGUUGUGUGUUUGUCCCCAAACCUGUACCAGGGAACCCUGAUCACACACUCCACAUCCCCUUUCCGCCUGGUGCCGUACAAACAGAGCUGGAGCGCGUCCCUUGGCCCCGUACAGCCCGUACCUGCCGUUCCCUCAGUGCUCCCUUACAAGCUUUUUGCUUGGUUUUUGCUCACGAGCCCUUAGCUAACCCGUCCCGCAGCCGUGGUUGCCAGCGACCGGCUCGGCGCACGCUGCAACCCUUGCACAGGGAGUUUUGCUUUCCUCGGUCUGCCCAACACCCCACCCGGCACCCGGAGAGCUGCAAGGCCCUUUUCUCCGGCAGCAGCCGGCUCCCCGGAGGGUUUCAGGCGCCCCGGGCAGGAGCGGGACCCCGGGGAACGCCGCCUCGGCUCCGGGGCGUCCGCGCUGGGGGAGCAGAUCGCCUGCCCCACCAGCGUGUUGCGCGAGGGAUCGAAAUCAUAGAGGUUGCUGCGGGAUAUUUCGCCCAGAGACACUAGAAGGCAAAGGGCAGCGAGGUUGGGUUUUGACGGGGGAGAGGGGCCGGCGCCUGCCGCGGGGGGCUCCGGGGAAGGAGCACGCGGCCCUGGGGUCUGGUGGGGGCCGCCGAGGCCGGCUGGGCCUCCUCCCCCCGUCCUGACUCGGGCCAUUUGCUUCAGCGGCGGGAGUGGUUUCUCCACACUGAGGGACGCGCGCUGAGCCGGGGGGGCCGGGCUGGACGUCUGCCAAGGCCCUGCCGCCCGGUUUUUGGGGCUGGUUUUUCCCCUGAAAAGCGCGGCCGGCUGUUCUCCCCCCGCGCCGAGGCCGAGGGGCGGCGCCAUGGACGCCUUCCAGGAGGCCUUCCAGAAGGUGGAGAAGAUCGGCGAGGGCACCUACGGCGUGGUCUACAAGGCCCGCAACAAGCACACGGGGCAGCUGGUGGCCCUCAAGAAGAUCCGCCUGGACUCGGAGACCGAGGGCGUUCCCAGCACCGCCAUCCGCGAGAUCUCGCUGCUGAAGGAGCUCAAGCACCCCAACAUAGUCAGGCUCCUGGAUGUCGUGCACAGCCAGAAGAAACUGUACCUGGUGUUUGAGUAUCUGAACCAGGACCUGAAGAAGUACAUGGACUCGUCCCAGACCGGAGACCUUCCUUUAAGCUUGGUCAAGCUGCUGCAGGGUGUGAGCUUCUGCCACUCGCACAGAGUCAUCCACAGAGAUUUGAAGCCACAGAAUUUGCUCAUUAACGAAGUGGGAGCCAUUAAGCUAGCUGAUUUUGGACUGGCAAGAGCGUUUGGAGUCCCCUUGCGCACAUACACUCACGAGGUGGUGACUUUGUGGUACCGAGCCCCUGAAAUCUUGCUGGGAUGCAAAUACUAUUCAACAGCUGUGGAUAUCUGGAGCAUCGGCUGCAUCUUUGCAGAAAUGGUGACCAGGAAAGCCCUGUUUCCAGGGGACUCUGAGAUCGACCAGCUCUUCCGGAUCUUCCGCACCCUGGGCACUCCCACUGAGGCGACCUGGCCUGGGGUGACCCAGCUGCCUGACUACAAGGGGGACUUUCCCCGCUGGGCAAGGAAGGAGAUGAAGGAAAUUGUUCCCAACUUAGAUCGAUAUGGCCGAGACUUACUGAUGCAAUUGCUACUGUAUGACCCCAGCAGGCGCAUCUCAGCCAAGGCAGCCCUCAAUCACCAGUACUUCUUCUGGAGAAGCUCCCAGGACCCUGAAGAGCGGUGCGCACUGCAGAGACACUGCAGAUGAGAAGACACAGAUCUUCCCAUACACUCACUCUGCAGGGUAGCAGUGCAGAUCUGUUUUGGGGCACUUUGCAGGGGACUGGCUGGGACCCAGGACCUCACUUCUCCUGAGGAGCCUGAAAGGGGACAUUCUUGUAUUUAGAAACUCUCAGCCUGUUGCUGGGGAAAAGUUUGUCUAGGCUUUGUCCAUGGCCAGUAGAGCUGUUUUGAAGAGGCCCUGUCCAAAGCAGGGGAUAGAAGGUAAUUUAUCAGCGUAAAAUGCUGAACUGGAAAUGAAAGAGAGGGGAGAGUGACUUUCAGAGGCUUGUCCUUUGCAUUAGCCAGCGAGCUAAGGUGACACACAGUGAUUUCUCUCUCCCCAGCCCUGGAGCAUCCUUAGGUCCCGCUGCAGCUCUGUUGGUGGCAGUUCCUGACACCAGAGUGUGCUGGAGCUCCACUCUGGGUACGGGAGUGCUUCUCCGCUCGGCCAUUUGCUGCUGUUAAUAAGGAGGGGUUUGCCAGCGUUAGACAAGUUGUUUGAUGUCAGCUGUUUACCAGAGCUGAUGUUCUGCUUUUUCACAAGCUGAGGAUCACUGUAGGUAUCUUAAUUUGUGCCUUAGCUAGGACCGAGAAGCCAAAAGAGCCAGUUAGCAUAAAGCACUGAUUGAAAACUGUUGUAGAAACACUGGUUUUCCAUCAUUGGUCCAGAUGUAAUCUCAGUUCCUUUGCUUUAUUGGCUUGGACAUGUUUUUGCUGUUCACAUGUUUGCAGAAUUAUCACUAACUUUUGAUGCAGUUUUGACAUAUGCAGGUUUUUUUCUUGCAGUAUAGAAAAAAAAUAAAGGCUUGUCAUUUAUUCCGAAA